UUAUUUUUUUUCUUUCAGAUUUUAAACGUUUUUGACUAAAUUAGCACACCAGCCGACAAAGGAUCGACCGUAUAUAUAUUGAAGAGACAAAGAGUUUGGUCUUCCAGGGUAGGAAAAUGUUAUUUCUGGGCCAUAGAGUGGAAAACAAAUUAUAUUUUCCUUUCUUAUGUUAUGCGUGUAGUUUCUAUGUCGAGGUGAAAUGUGCAAGAAAAACUCCAGUGUUUACCACAAACCAUUAGCAGAGUUUAUAAAGGAAGCACCGAUCCAUUAAGUGGCGAGACAGAUUGCUGAUAUCCUUGGAGGCAGACUGUUCCAGGUGCAACACUUGACACUGGGAAGGCACUGUCAAGGUGAGCAGGCUCUCUCAAUACCUGUCAAGAAGAUACCUGUCAUCUAUAUAUACCCUGUAGAUCCGGAUUUGUGUAAACAGACGCACAGUCACAAAUUCGUAUCUAGGGGAGUAUGUAGUUGAUGUAUAGGCUACAUUUCAACUUCAGCGGGCAAAGAAGAUGAAAUUAAAACUUUCGGUUUGUUUAUUGAUGACGGUUUGUUAGUGGAAUAUUGUUGCAGUAACGAAAGUUAUUUUUUCCCCCUGACUACUACAUUUUUUUUUCUGUAAAUUAUGGUGUAGAAUUGAAGGGCGUUCAUGAUGCCACACAUUUUGUGGGACUUUUAAAGAAUUCGAAAUGAGAAAAGAAUUAGAAAAGAAUUCGAAAUGAGCAAUAAUAAUAACAAUAAUAAUUUUUACAGUUUUGCACUGAUUGGUGAUUAUCUGAAUGCAGUGAAUUUUAAACAUUGCUAUAAGUAAACAGAGAGAAUUAUUUGCUGCUGGUGUUGAUCGUAAAUUGAGCACAUAUAUUACUAUUCAGUGUGUGUAGAUUUGGCACACAGGAUAAACGCGCUGUUUGGAGUGGAAUGACUGCAGACUCCGUUUAAAUGCAGAAGGUCUCCUUUGUGAUUUAGGAGGCUUUGUAACCUGAAUUAGUUGAUGAAUUUUCUAUCGAUCUUAAACAAGCCCAGAUUCAUCUCUGACACGCUACUCACGACCAUUCUCUCACCGUUAUUAGCGAGAGCAUUUAAGAGCUUGGCCAAGACGAGCUUCUUGCAUCACUUUCCCCUGGUACCGCAUUUCAUGAACACUGGCCAAAAUUAAGCAGUGCUUCUAUUCGCCAAAUAUGAACAGUUCUUUAUAGAGGUGUAGUCAUGUUCUUCUCAUCGUGGAGAUGAACUGAGUGGGACUGGGGGCGUGACUUUCUGUGGGGCUGCUAGAAUCCAGCAUGCCUUUUCGAUGUGUCUGCAUUGGCUUGUUAUUGUUUUUAUUUACUCACUAUCUCAUCAAAAGCAUAGCAUCGUCUGAGAAAGUAUGGAAUUUUGGACUAUUGUUGAUGAGCGCGGUCUAAACUGACUAAUCCCAUUUCCUUAUCCGGGAAUGCGAAGAUCCACGCCAUUGGAUGACGAUGUCACAUGGACCUUUAACUUUGUUCACUUGACAGAAAGUAGGAGGGUUCUACCAAACAGGAAAACGAGUAAAGGGAUACAUAUAAAUUUUAGUAUAUUUUGUGUGCAAUUCAAAGAAAUUAAUGGCCAUGAGUUCCUAUUUGAUCAACUCGAACUAUGUGGACCCCAAGUUUCCACCAUGCGAGGAAUAUUCCCAGAGCGACUACCUACCCAGUCACUCUCCGGACUACUACAGCGCCCAGAGGCAAGACCCCUCGUUCCAGCAUGAGUCGAUCUACCACCAGCGGUCGGGCUGCGCCGACCCACCCUACUCUCCGUGCCAGGGUUCGGGGCAGCCCGCCGCGGUCAUCUCUCCGCGAGGUCACGUUCUACCCACAACCGCACUCUCGACCCCUCUCCCUGAACCAAACCAUCACUGCGACACGAUAACUCCGAGUCCUCCGCCUGCCUGCGGUCAGACUCCCACUAGCCAAAACACUUUAACGGUCACUUCAAGAAAGGAUCCCGUGGUAUACCCCUGGAUGAAAAAAGUCCACGUAAACAUCGUGAACCCGAACUAUUCAGGGGGGGAACCCAAGCGCUCACGCACAGCCUACACGAGGCAGCAAGUCCUGGAACUGGAGAAAGAGUUCCAUUACAACCGCUAUCUGACUCGCAGACGGAGGGUGGAGAUUGCCCAUACACUAUGCCUAUCCGAACGACAGAUUAAGAUUUGGUUUCAGAACCGGCGCAUGAAGUGGAAGAAGGACCAUAAGCUUCCCAACACCAAAAUCCGCAGCAGCUCUGCCAACACUAAUUCAAGCAGCGGUCCGACACUGAGCAGCAAUCAGAACCGAGCAAGCGGACCUCCGCCAAAUCUAUAGCCCAAAACAUGUACAAUUAUAAAAUCUAAUUUUCUGGAGUGUAGAACGUGGAUUUUACCCACGUUGUUUCUCUCUACUCUCCCCUGCACUCUAAUUACAGGGAUAAAAUACGAGGAAGGUGUGGGGGAAAGGAGCAAAGAAAAUGUUAAUCUUUUUAACACUAAAAUGGGUGAAGACUCGAACUCAAAUGCUACUCUAGAUGGGUUGCUUUCCCAGUCUGGUUCCCAUUUAUAUCCCGCACGCCUCUCCUGCUCACUCGCCCCUUUAUAAGCACAGAAGGCGGCAGAUAGUUUUCAGAUCUGGUGAAGAUGGAUCCGUGUUUCAUCUUUAAUCACGCCAAACUCGGCCCCAUUUGUCAUGUUUACUCUGUGGUACAAAGGAUGAACCAUAGGCCUGCCCAUUACCUCGACGUCUAGCGUUGUGCUUAAUAAAUGAGUCGCUCUGUUUUGUCAAGAAGCCUUUUCUGACUCCUUUUAUUCCCCUGGCUUAAAAAUAACUAGCCGAGUGUUUUUCAACUGAUAUGAAGUUUUGUAUUUUGUAGCAAUUAGGUUAUUUUGCAUUUGCUUUUUGCAUUUCGAAUGCAAUGCCAAUGGGACUGAGGGUUUAUUGUGCGUGUGGUCCAUUUGUCGCUCAUU
Molecule: messenger RNA, 2956 nt
Organism: Carassius carassius (crucian carp)
Lineage: Eukaryota; Metazoa; Chordata; Actinopteri; Cypriniformes; Cyprinidae
Product: homeobox protein Hox-B4a-like
Exons: 2
Coding region: 1581-2321 (246 amino acids)
Biological process (GO): embryonic skeletal system morphogenesis; regulation of transcription by RNA polymerase II; anterior/posterior pattern specification
Cellular component (GO): nucleus
Molecular function (GO): DNA-binding transcription factor activity, RNA polymerase II-specific; RNA polymerase II cis-regulatory region sequence-specific DNA binding
Source: RefSeq, a predicted model, not a curated record